Zeugodacus cucurbitae (melon fly) is the source of this 1641-nucleotide messenger RNA. Its product is annotated as lipopolysaccharide-induced tumor necrosis factor-alpha factor homolog. The transcript has 3 exons. Gene Ontology annotation, molecular function: zinc ion binding. Bases 1038 to 1271 code for a protein of 77 amino acids. The record is from RefSeq and is a predicted model, not a curated record. Lineage: Eukaryota; Metazoa; Arthropoda; Insecta; Diptera; Tephritidae.
AUCAAAAUAGUAUCUACUUAUUCUGUAUUCAAUUAGUUAUUCGUGAAGGGAUCUUUACCAUUGAAGGAAAGUUAGGUACUCCGUUCCAAUAAUAGAACAGUUACUAGCUCUGUUAAUUAGCGGGGGAUCCUGGGAAGAGGUCAGGCCUCUUGGCCAGAGCAAUGAGUAUGAGCAGAUUUGAAACUUAGGGAAUAAUCGUCAAAAUUUGGAAUAUUUCACACAAUAAUGUCCGGAAUGUAUCGAGACAUUCUCAACAGGUGUCAAACAAAUUUCAGCGAGCACACCAGCGCCGAAAUUGAUAGCUUUGAAAUCACUUUGUAGAUCGCUUCCAUUAAAGAGUAGUAUCAUUCUUGGCAAGAAGUACAAGUUCGUAGUUCUCUUUAUAUACUCAGCCUGUGAGAGAUUCUCAUAUAUCAGAGAGAGAGGGAGUGAAAGGAAAUAGAAAGAUUUUCAACUUCUGGAAUAUGGCCUAGAGCAUCUGUUGUGACUGAAUGAAGUAAGGUAAAAGUUUAUUUUUAUUGCAUCAAAUAAUAUAUUAGAAUCCCAUUAUCUAUGUUGUAUAUUCACUUUCCUUCUCUCAUGUUUAAAUAUGUCCUUGCAUGUACUUUCUCUUCUAACCAAUUAAACUUAGAGUCAACACUAAAAAGGUAGUCCCCAACCAUUUCAUUGAUUUAAAAUAUUUGCUGUGCUUUUGUUAUGUUUUCCAAGAUAACAUUGAAAGAUAAAAGGAUAAAUUACUAAAUUAUAAUUGCACACGAGAGACAUUGCAUGCACUUCUGGACAAUUUUAUUUUUUUGUAUAUCAGUGGGUAGCAUUUAAAUGCAAAUGUAUUAUAUAUACAUACGAGAGAUCUAACACGUAGAUAUUCAUACAUGGCGCCAGAAGUGCAAUGUCAGCAAUUAAAUAGUUUUGAAACGUUCUCAGAGGACGACGUGUCCAUAACGGUAUCAUAUUUUUAUUUCGAAAAAUUUCGUUGGCCUAACAAAAAAUUAAGUACUUUGGACAUUAUUUGCUACUGCACCGCGCUAAUUUAAAUAAUGUCCCCGCCACUCGGUCCACUACCGUGUAAUUUAAGCUGUCCGAAUUGCUCGAAACAGGUGACAUCGCGUAUGGAGUACAGUUCAUCGACCAAGACACAUAUUAUUGCAUUACUACUCGCUGGAAUGCUUUGCCUGCCCUGCGCCUGCGCUGUAUACUGCACGAAUUGCGCACGUAAUGUGGAGCACUACUGUCCAUCUUGCAAUGCCUUUCUGGGUGUAUACGAUCGUUGAGUUCGGCAGAUUAAAUGUUGAGUGAAUUUUAGCAAAGUUAAAUAGAAACCGAAAUUGGAAACUGAAAAUUAAUAUACCAUUUAUUAAAAUAUCUGUAACUAAUUCUCUUUAGCAUAAGGCUUUUCUUUGACUACCUGAAAAAUCUACAAAAAGGGUAGGCAAUACGAAAUGCCGAAAAUAUUUGCAGAAUUGUAUAACUUUAUUACAUUUUAUUAUGAAUUUUUUGUAACACUUUUACAUUUUUCCACAAAAUUAUGCAGCUUUUUAAAGAAAUUUAAAAAUUCGGCAUGAAAAUACUAAAAAAUAUUAAACGAAGCAUAACUUAAUUGUUUCCGAACAAAAAUUAUAUUAAUGUGAAUGUAGUUUACUU